Molecule: messenger RNA, 828 nt
Organism: Exophiala aquamarina CBS 119918
Lineage: Eukaryota; Fungi; Ascomycota; Eurotiomycetes; Chaetothyriales; Herpotrichiellaceae
Exons: 2
Coding region: 1-828 (275 amino acids)
Source: RefSeq, a predicted model, not a curated record
AUGACCACCGCUCGAAACAGCCACUCUAAACCCACCAAAAAGCAAGUCGUAAAAGAGAGCGACGUGGCCGCGAACGAAGCGAUCCUCGCGCACGCAGAGUUCUCGCAGACCGUGAAGUCAUGGCUGAGCAUCCCUGCCUACGGGGGUGGAGACGACAUUGAAGGCGAGAACGCGCAGGGUGGCGAUAACGGCGGAGCAGGUGGAACAUCAUCAAGGAUGAAAGAGGUGCUGCACGCAGCUGGUGAAGAGGCUACUUCGGACAUGGGCGGGCUCGGCUAUAUUCCACCGAAAGACUCGGACGGGCGCCCGGUGACUGCAACGACCAGCGAUCCGACGACGGCGUUCCUCCGCAAGCACCUGCUGGGCAGCAGGAGUCGACUUGUGCAUCCUGCUGCGAGUACAAAUCGACCACGCGGCGGCAGUCUGCGGGGGAACGCAGGAAGCUACCACGCCGCAGCACGGGGACCAGGGACGAGAAGAGCGAACACCAACGACGAUGACAGCGAUGACGAGCAGGACUCUCGCUCUAAGGCGAGGGGAGCCCCGAGCAAAUCUGCACGGGGCCGCUCUGCGAAGAAUGACACGGCCGUCGAAAUAGAACCGAAGCUGCGCGACGGCGGCGGCGGCGACGGCAGUAGCAGCAGCACCACACUGCAGACCGGGACACAAGCCGAGGAGAUCGAACAGCAAGCGCAUGAUAAACCAUCUCCAGCGGACCAGCCAUGGGCGGCCAUGAGCACCGCUGGAAGGGCGAAGCGAGGGCCAACAAGCUACCUGGACCAAGUACUCGCCGAGCGUGCUAGGAAGAAGAAGAAAAAGAAGAAAUAA